Molecule: messenger RNA, 414 nt
Organism: Trypanosoma rangeli
Lineage: Eukaryota; Euglenozoa; Kinetoplastea; Trypanosomatida; Trypanosomatidae
Product: glycoside hydrolase family 18 protein
Exons: 1
Source: RefSeq, a predicted model, not a curated record
UCAUCGCCAGCUUCCUCAUCGCCAGCUUCCUCAUCGCCAGCUUCCUCAUCGCCAGCUUCCUCAUCGCCAGCUUCCUCAUCGCCAGCUUCCUCAUCGCCAGCUUCCUCAUCGCCAGCUUCCUCAUCGCCAGCUUCGGCAUCGCCAAAGGUGCGCCUGGCUGACGGGCCCGACGAUGGCAGCAUGGUUGACGGACCCGACGACGGUAGCAUGGCUGACGGUGGAUCCGAAAACACCAGCGCGAUUCUUGCGAAGGACGCACCCAGCAUUUCUCUUUCUGGUGACAGCUCCGUUGCUUUCGACAACCUUACACGUGUGAGGCCCGAUUCAGGAAGCGGUGACGGCACGAUGCAUGGGUGUGUGUCUCUUCUGUUUCUGCUGCUAUUGGGGCUAUGGGGCUUUGCGGCCCUGUGCUGA